AUGGACUAUACAUACUACCCCACGCCACAGGCACCUUAUCAGUUCCUGGGAUUCACAUCAGAACCUAAUCGAACCCACGAAGAUCCAAAAUUGAAUGGCUUUACAGGGUCCGCCUCUUCAGCUAACCAACACUUUGAUCCUGGUUUCCCAGCCUUUGACCAUAGCGUCUACGAUACGAACAAUUUCGUACCACCCCAUUUCACGAGUCACCAACACCCUGUACAUGAAAGCCCAGCACCUUCAAUUUCUCCUUCCGGCUCUCUGCAACAUAAUGGACACAUAAGCUCAACUUCAGAGCCCAACAUCAGCUCCAACAAUGGCGUCGUCGAACAAAACGUCCUUCCGGAUCCUAUGGGAGAUGUCGUUGGCGAAGAUUUUAUGAACAGAACCCGCAGCAGUAGCGAAGAGAAGGACUCUAUGACCCCUGCGCAGAAUAAGAGGAAGGCACAGAACAGAGCUGCUCAACGCGCAUUCCGUGAACGCAAAGAACGCCACGUCAAAGAACUCGAAGCCAAACUUAACGAUCUGGAAGCAGCAUCCAACAAAAUCCACACCGAAAACGAACGCCUAAAGCGGGAGUUGGCAAAAGUCGCAACCGAGAACGAAAUCCUCCGGGCCACCUCCUCGACUGGUCCGCUCCACCACCGAGCAGCGUAUGGUUCCCAAUCCGCCAGACAAGACGAAGAGAUCAUGAAUACCGGACCCAUGAAAUAUACCCCCACCGACUUUCUGGCCACCCUUGGAGUCCGUCACUCCGGAGACAACGAGUCUGCGUACACCCUGCUCGAUCCUCCUACUACAAAAAACAACGGCAACGACUCUUCCUCCCCAUCUUUGGACCCCAACAACCCCGUCUCCGUCCACCACAGUCUUCCCGCCCCACUUAUCUCUUCUCAAGGCUCCUUCACACUAUCUGCACACAAAAUCACCAUCUCACCGCUCACAGGUAACCGCUUGCUCUCCUCGGGUGCUACCUGGGAUUAUAUCCAGGCACAUCCACUGUUCAAACAGGGGCUGGUAGAUAUCGCGGAUGUAAGUGAGAAGUUGAAGGGUAAGUCGGAGUGUGAUGGGACGGGGCCGGCAUUUGAAGAGGAGAGUGUGGAUAGGGCGAUCAGGGAAAGUGCUGCGUUGGGAAAGGAUGAGCUGAUCUAA
This is a messenger RNA of Endocarpon pusillum Z07020, 1152 nucleotides long. RefSeq lists its product as uncharacterized. Bases 1 to 1152 code for a protein of 383 amino acids. Gene Ontology annotation, cellular component: RNA polymerase II transcription regulator complex. Gene Ontology annotation, molecular function: DNA-binding transcription activator activity, RNA polymerase II-specific; transcription cis-regulatory region binding. NCBI's taxonomy places the organism in Eukaryota, Fungi, Ascomycota, Eurotiomycetes, Verrucariales, Verrucariaceae. The record is from RefSeq and is a predicted model, not a curated record. The transcript has 3 exons.